This is a messenger RNA of Drechmeria coniospora, 1017 nucleotides long. Its product is annotated as protein kinase. NCBI's taxonomy places the organism in Eukaryota, Fungi, Ascomycota, Sordariomycetes, Hypocreales, Ophiocordycipitaceae. The transcript is spliced from 3 exons. The coding region runs from base 1 to 1017 and encodes 338 amino acids. Gene Ontology annotation, molecular function: ATP binding; protein serine/threonine kinase activity. The record is from RefSeq and is a predicted model, not a curated record. Gene Ontology annotation, biological process: intracellular signal transduction; protein phosphorylation.
AUGGAUAUUCAGCGCCAGUUUCCUGGCAUGCACUGGAUCUGCGGAGGAGGCAUCUCCUACGUGUACGAGGUCAACCCUCGCAUCGUGGUCAAGGUCCCACAGAGCGGCAACUUUAAGAGAGAGCAAUUUCGUAAAGAGGUCAAGAUUUAUGACUUGUUCUCGCGUCAUCCGCCUUGCCCCUCGGUGGUACGGUGUUUUCACCAUUCAGGCAACGGCAUUUUCCUCGAGUAUAUAAUAGAUGGAUCCCUUUCUUCUAGGAUACAAGCAAAUCACAUCCGUAACCAGAAAAGCCAUAUAGUUACCAAAGUCGAAAAGUUAGAACCUCUGCUCCUCAGGAAACAGUGGAUAAACGAUCUUACUCAAGCCGUUGCUUUUCUAGAAUCGCUCGGCCUCGCUUACGGGGACCUGCGUCCUGAAAACAUCCUGCUUAAUCGCAACCAACUGAAACUGUCCGAUUUCGAUUCUGCGGCGGAAAUCGGAAUAUAUUUCGAGGCUUUCUUGGCCCCAUAUGGACGAUUUCUAAAUGGCAACGAUACGGAUCAAGGAGAGCGUGGAACUUCCGGCUGUCUCGGCCCUCGAAUAGAGCAGUUCGCCCUCGGUUCCUUGUACUACCUGAUAAACUACGGCUUUGAGGUUUAUGGAGAUGAACUUCUCACCGAGAAUCCCAAGGAGCAUGGACCCAAGGUCUUGAGCUUGCUGCAGAAUAUGGAGUUUCCGAAACUAGACGCUGAUUUAGCAAUUGACGAAAUCAUCGACAACUGUUGGCGCAACAAAUAUUCCACGAUUGCGGAAUUGGCCGCUUAUACCGAGUCGCUUCUCGCAAAGCAGAUGAACGAGGAGGCAACGAACGAUGAACAAGCCAAUGAAAGAAAAGCCGGUAGCGACAGCUCUAAUGUCGUAAUUCAAGACCGCUCGGCAGAAGAUUUCCUCUCGAAAAGGGCAGUCUGUGUGGACUUGGAGAAGCGUAGACUUCUUGACCUGCUCUCUUCGGGCAUGCACGCUUCUGAGCAGAUAUGA